GAAACGAAACUUCAAAUUAAUUGGUACCGACGCAGAAUCACAGCCACACACUAUCAUUUUAAGAAGGUAUAAAUAGAAGGUAUGGAUACAGAUUCAGAAUCACAAACAAAUAGAAGCACAAAACAUAACGUACGAUAAGAAUUUUAAGAAAAUUUAAACCAUUCAUUUUUUUGAAUAUUUUUUUUAUCACUAUUUUUUAUGGCCACGUGCAAAUUGCAAGGUACAAUUGUUAGUAGCCAAUUGAUAAAUAAAAAAGUACCCAAAGAGCGUGUCUCUGAUGUGGUUACUAGGGAUAAGUUUAAGUUUAAGGUUCCUCAAUUAACCACAACUUCACCUUUGCCCAUACUACCCUUGAUAGAGAAGACCAAGGAAAUUAUUGUAGAAACAGAGAGUACCAAUUCUGCUGGAAAAUUUGGUAGAUUUGGAGGCAAGUUUGUACCUGAGACACUUGUUAUUUGCAUGAACCAGCUUGAAGCUGAGUUCAAAAACGUCCUACGUGAUCAAGUUUUUCAGGCAGAGCUAGCAACAGCGUUAAGAGACUAUGUUGGUAGAGAGACACCUCUAUAUCAUGCUCAACGGUUGUCCGAGUAUUACAAAAACAAAAAUGGUGGCAUAGGGCCUGAUAUAUACUUAAAAAGAGAGGAUCUAAAUCACACUGGCUCUCACAAGAUGAACAACGCGCUUGCACAAGCUAUGAUUGCCAAGCGCAUCGGUCUAAAAAGUGUUGUUACGGCUACCGGUUCCGGACAACACGGGCUUGCCACAGCUUCAGCAUGUGCAAAACUUGGUUUAGAGUGCACGGUCUUCAUGGCUAGCAAAGACAUGGACAGACAAUCAUCUAAUGUGCGAUUGAUGAAGUUGUUAGGCGCAAAGGUUGAAGCUGUUAAUGGAAGUUUCAAAGAUGCAUCAUCAGAUGCGUUUCGUUGUUGGAUAGGAGACUUAGAAAACAGUUACCAUUUAACAGGUUCAGCUGUGGGACCACACCCAUGUCCCACCAUGGUACGUGAGUUUCAAUCAGUGAUUGGAAAAGAAACAAGAAAACAAGCAUUGGAAAAAUGGGAUGGAAAACCAGAUGUUGUUGUUGCAUGUGUUGGAACAGGAUCAAAUGCUUUGGGUAUGUUCCAUGAGUUUAUAUAUGACACUGAUGUUAGAUUAGUUGGAGUUGAAGCAGCUGGUUUGGGGUUAGAAAGUGGAAGACAUUCUUCUACUUUGGCUAAAGGAGAAGUGGGUGUUUAUCAUGGUGCUAUCUCUUAUUUAUUGCAAGAUGAUGAUGGACAAAUUAUUCAACCACACUCAAUUGCUGCAGGGAUGGAGUAUCCAGGAGUUGGUCCAGAGUUGAGCUUCCUAAAAGAAAGUGGUCGUGUAGAGAUUUGUGUUGCAACCGAUGAUGAAGCUCUUGAUGCAUACGAAAGAUUAUGCAAAUUGGAGGGCAUAUAUCCAUCUCUGGAGGCCACACAUGCAUUUGCAAUAUUAGAUAAAUUGAUCCCUUCUUUACCAAAGGACAAAAGUAAGGUUGUUGUGAAUUGUAGUGGACGUGGAGAUAAAGAUGCACCUAUAGUCUUCAAUCGUAGAGUACCCGCAUGAUGGAAAAUGAAAGUGUAUUAUUAUUAGUUUAUGUAUCAAACUGAGUUAUCAUAAUACUCUGUUUGUUAAUUAGGAAAUGAAAUUGUAUUCAGGUCUGUACCAAAAAAAAGAAAAAAAAUAUUGUAUUUAGGUUGGAAUACCCAUUAUAAUCUCUUUUGUAUCAUUAAACCAAAUAAUUAAGAUAAAUUCAUGACUUACAUAUAUUAUUUAAUAUGUUAAAUAAGUAAAGUUUUUUUCCAAAAUAAUAUGAGUCCCUUAAAUUAUAGUCCCGUCUCUUUCAAU
Molecule: messenger RNA, 1866 nt
Organism: Trifolium pratense (red clover)
Lineage: Eukaryota; Viridiplantae; Streptophyta; Magnoliopsida; Fabales; Fabaceae
Product: tryptophan synthase beta chain 1-like
Exons: 5
Coding region: 199-1584 (461 amino acids)
Biological process (GO): L-tryptophan biosynthetic process
Cellular component (GO): cytoplasm
Molecular function (GO): tryptophan synthase activity
Source: RefSeq, a predicted model, not a curated record